AUGUUCUGCCUCAGAAGCUGGCUCCCGCUUCUUUUCAUACCUACCAAUGCCUCCCCGGCCUUCAUCUUCCUCUUCUUCGUGUGCACCUACUUCCUGAACCGCCCCUGCGUGUACUGCUCUGUGCUGCUGCUCAUCCUAUUCGUCACGUCGUGCUACUGGUCCGACCGAUGCUUUUUCGACUUCAGCAGCAACUGGUUCGCCCCGCGGCCCUCGACGUCGUACUACUACGACCCCUCAAGCGGUGCUUGCGCCGCCGGCAACGCCACCGCGAUGACAGAGCCAGGCUUUAACGAGACUGCCAUGGAGAUGUUGAACACGACGGCAAACGCGCUGGCUGGUGCCGCUGCUGACGAGCUAGCAAGACGGAAGGCGGAGUGGACUGGGCUGGGUGUCGAGUGGCUGAGGAGCUUACUGGGAAGGCGGGAAUGGAGGAUUGAGUGUAUGGACCUUAAUAUACGACUGUGA
This is a messenger RNA of Neoarthrinium moseri, 465 nucleotides long. RefSeq lists its product as uncharacterized. The record is from RefSeq and is a predicted model, not a curated record. The coding region runs from base 1 to 465 and encodes 154 amino acids. The transcript has 2 exons. Lineage: Eukaryota; Fungi; Ascomycota; Sordariomycetes; Amphisphaeriales; Apiosporaceae.